Molecule: messenger RNA, 1254 nt
Organism: Sinocyclocheilus rhinocerous
Lineage: Eukaryota; Metazoa; Chordata; Actinopteri; Cypriniformes; Cyprinidae
Product: S-adenosylmethionine mitochondrial carrier protein
Exons: 10
Coding region: 97-900 (267 amino acids)
Source: RefSeq, a predicted model, not a curated record
UUAAACAUGGCGGCGCCCAUGAUGAGCGUGCGAUAGUUCUUGCAUAGAGUGUCAAAGAUAAAUCACCUGCUUAAUGCCGCAGUCCUCACAUACAAUAUGGACAGACGAGAGUUCACAGCCUCCCUUGUGGCAGGCGGCUGUGCGGGAAUGUGUGUAGAUCUCACUCUAUUCCCUCUGGACACCAUAAAGACUAGGUUACAGAGCCAGCAGGGCUUUUACAAGGCGGGAGGUUUCCGAGGGAUCUAUGCAGGGGUCCCGUCAGCUGCUAUAGGCUCCUUUCCCAAUGCUGCUGUGUUUUUCGUCACCUAUGAAAGCACUAAGUCGUUAUUUACCGGCUAUAGUGCUACAAACUUGGCCCCCAUCACUCACAUGCUGGCCGCUUCACUUGGAGAAAUCGUCGCCUGUCUGAUCCGUGUGCCGACUGAAGUAGUAAAGCAGAGGACACAGGCCAAUCCCUCUCUCAAUACCUACCGAGUGCUGCUGAAUACACUACAUGAAGAGGGUUUCAGAGGCUUGUACAGAGGUUAUGGCAGUACAGUACUUAGGGAGAUCCCAUUCUCGCUGGUGCAGUUUCCACUCUGGGAGUACCUAAAGGCCGUUUGGUGGAGGAGGCAGGGGGGACGGCUGGACUCUUGGCAGGCAGCAGUGUGCGGAGCUCUUGCAGGUGGAGUAGCAGCGUUUGUCACGACUCCGCUAGAUGUCGCGAAGACUUGGAUAAUGUUGGCUAAGGCUGGGACGAGCACAGCCAGUGGAAACAUCCCAACGGUUUUGUAUGAGGUGUGGAGGAGCCGAGGAAUACCUGGGCUGUUCGCCGGCAGCAUCCCCAGAGUGACGUUCAUCAGCAUGGGAGGCUUCAUUUUCCUCGGAGCAUAUGAGAAAGUGCGCCGUACGCUUUUAUAAACACCGUCGUCAUGGACGGUGUGGGUCAGUUUGUACUGGACCCGUUUCCUCAACCCAAACUCUGACUGUUCAGCCAAAACUGCAAAACAAGGUCAGAGACCAGGAGCAAACAGUAAACUACAGAUGAGUGGAGGUUGGUCAAAUCUGACCGAGAAACGCACCCUCUGUCCCAGUUUGAACCGGUGGUCUUGAGGGCCACGGCGAGGACACUGGUGCCUGGAUAAAAAGAUCACAUAACACAGUGGUUUGCAUUCUUGAUCAUCGGUGCACAACAGAUUGAGUUUAACUGCCUGAAUUCCACUUAUGUUGCACCACAGAUCGAGUUCAAACUUAGAUGUCAUUUUUGCAAGCCUA